ACCAAAAAGAUUGAAUCUUGCGAACUCCUACCUUUCGCUGCUCCUUUCUCUAUGACGCUGGAGGAGGGAUUAGACGCGUCCAACCUCUCAUCUCACCAUGGGAACCACCACCAUCAUCAUCUCAUGGACUGGCUGGAGGAUUCCAUCUCCUUCCUCCCCACCUUUCCCAAUGAGCUUUACUCUGUUCCCGAAGAAAUCGCCCACUGCCAGUGGUGGGUUCAAGACCAAAACCAGCCUUUGACCGCAGCCGCUGCCGUCGCGGCAGUCGCCGAAGCACCGUCUAUCGCCAUCGUGACAGCCAAGCCCGAACCUCUCCCAGAGAUGCCCAAAGCAGAAUUGCCCAAAAAACGCAAACUUGCGGCAAGGCAAACGGCCGGCGUAUUUGAAGAGGACCGUAAGCCGCAGGUGAAUAACGGAUCGAAGAAAGGGCACGGACGAGGUAGCAUGUCAAACUCCGGCAGCGGCGGUGGCGCGAGCAAAGAGGUGAGGUGGGCGGAGCAGCUUCUGAAUCCUCUAGCAGCGGCAAUAGACGCGGCGAACCUCUACCGCGCACAGCACCUUAUCUGCGUCCUCCAGGAACUCGCUUCGCCCACCGGCGACGCCAAUCACCGCCUCGCCUUCUACGGCCUCCAAGUCCUCUCCCGCAACUUCACAUCUUCCUUAUCUUCGCCGUUGAACUACGCGUCAACGGACCCGCGGCUUUUCCGCUCGGCUCUGAUAAAGUUCCACGAAGUAAGCGCGUGGUUCGCGUUCCCCAACUGCCUGGCGAACGCGGCGAUCCUUCAGGCGAUGGGUGGGCGAGCCGGGCCGGUGAGGAGUGGGAGUCUUCACGUGGUGGAUGUUGGAGUUUCACAUGGAUUGCAGUGGCCGACCCUAAUGGAAGCACUGACGCGGCGUGGGAUGGGACUCGUGGGACAGGGGAUGGUGAAGCUGACGGUGGUUGAAACAGGGUCGGGAGGUCCGUUCGGGUCGGCACCGGCGGGUUACGAUUUCGUCCCGCAGUUGAUGCGGUACGGUAGGUCGAUAGAUUUGAAUUUGAGGGUGGAGAGAGGGGAAGUAGGGAGGGGGCCGGGGAAGGAGACAGUGGUUGUGUGUCUGCAGUUUCGGGCCGGGCGGGUCGGGCCAGGGUUUUGGAAGGCGGUGAGGGAGAUGGAACCGGACUUACUGGUUUUGACUGAGAUGGAAGAAGGCAGGGGACGGGGAGAAGGAAAAGGGUUUGCAAGGAGAGCGGAGAUGUUGUGGGGGUUUUUAGAGUCGACGAGUGUGGCGUUUAAGGGGAGAGAUAGUGAGGAGAGGAGAGUGGUGGAGGGGGAGGCGGCGCGGCUGUUGGAGGAGGAGGGGGAGGAAGGGGAAGGAUGGGGGAACGAGAGGUGGAAGGAGAAGAUGGAAGGAGAAGGGUUUAAGGAGGAAGGGUUUGGGGAGGAAGCUGUGGAGGCGGGAAGAGCAUUGUUGAAGAAAUAUGAUGGGAAUUGGGAGAUGAAGAUUGCUACUGAUGGGGCGGUUGGAUUGUCUUGGAAAGGGCAAAGUGUCUCCUUUUGUUCGCUGUGGAAGCCGGCUUAUAAGACGACGGCGGGUGUUCUUAGCAGUGGAGGAAGAAGGCAUUAGUUUCAGCUUCUUCUGCUUAAAAGAUGGAUGUUCUUCGUCUGCUAUUCGGCUCUCUGUUCAUCUCUCUCUCUCUCUCUCUCUCUCUCUCUCUCUCUCUCUCUCAUUCUCUGCAAUGUGCGCAGAGUUGUUUGUACAGUAACGAGUUCUUUCUUUUGAUCCGGCUAGUUGAUUAGCAUCUAACUAGAACAACUGAAUUGCUAGAAAAUAUGUGACGAUAUGAUCGAUGGCAUUUUUCAUUCUCUACUAGAUAAAAACUUUUACUUGCAUGAUGAGUAUGUGAUGUGGUAUAUUGAGGAAGUAGCAGGUGAGAACAAAGAACAGAUAAAUGGUUUAACUUUAAAUGUACUGGAAGUAGGCUAUACUGAAAAUAACUCUAACAGAAUA
Messenger RNA from Dendrobium catenatum, 1989 nucleotides. RefSeq names its product nodulation-signaling pathway 1 protein. The record is from RefSeq and is a predicted model, not a curated record. Gene Ontology annotation, biological process: regulation of DNA-templated transcription. Gene Ontology annotation, cellular component: nucleus. The coding region runs from base 52 to 1605 and encodes 517 amino acids. Gene Ontology annotation, molecular function: DNA-binding transcription factor activity; sequence-specific DNA binding. NCBI's taxonomy places the organism in Eukaryota, Viridiplantae, Streptophyta, Magnoliopsida, Asparagales, Orchidaceae. The transcript has a single exon.